CUAGCGGUCAUUAGAGGAUAUGAAAGUUUUGGGCACUUCCGUGUUUGUUUGGCGCCUUCCCUGAACACAAGGACAAGAAGUUUCAGCGGAUCAUUCAACAUGAAAGCUAAAGAUGCAUUGAGGAACAAUAAAACAGCCAUUCAUGGGAUUCUGUCCGGAGACAAAACGGAUUACCGCCUAAUCCUCAACAAAGUCCAUGAGAAAAAGCUCAUAACUCAGCGGGAGUACAACAACCUUAAAUACAUUGAACACGCAACUGUGGAGACGUACGUUGUUGAGCUUGUGGAUAAGAUCAUGAAUAAAGGAGAAGAACAAUGCAAAGAGUUCCUGGACCUCCUGCAAACCGAUGAUGAAAUUAAACAAACUUUCCCAGAGCUGAAUCACUUACAACUGAAUCACACCCGCUCUUUAUCCGAGCCCGUCCAAGCCUCUUCAAGCCUGCAUGGAGAUGGGAAGCAGCCAAAGGGUGAAGUUUAUCAAAUAAGCAGCCGGCCCGUCGGCCUCUGUGUGAUCAUAAACAACGAAAACUUCACGGAUGGCUCACAGAGGAGAGGAACAGAUAAAGAUGCCCAAAGCCUGGCGCAGGUGUUCAGCUGGCUGGGGUUCCGAGUGCUGAUGUGUAAGGACCAAACCAUGGAGCAGAUGGAUCUGACGCUGACGCGUAUCGCUUCUCUGGCAGACGUGGCUCAGCUGCAGGAGUUCAACUUUAAAGAGUGGUCUGGCAGCAGCUUCACUGAUCCUCAGCAGGGUCUUAAGCACGGUGAUGCCUUCAUCUGCUGUAUUCUGAGUCAUGGAAAAAAGGGUGUCGUUUUGGGGGUUGACUGGAAACCCCUUCCCAUUAAAGAAAUUACUAGAAAGUUCAGCGGGUCUGACCACUCAGCCCUCACUGGCAAGCCCAAAGCGUUCCUGAUCCAGGCCUGCCAAGGAGGUUUGAUUCAGCGUGGAGUGCUACUGAAAGAUUUGGAGGCUGAUGAUCAUGCUUCACCGUUGACCAUCCCUGUGGAAGCUGAUGUUCUGGUUGCCAUGGCCACUGUUGAAGAUCAUGCUGCAUUUAGAGACCUGACCAACGGGAGCUGGUUCAUUCAGUCUCUGUGUCAGGAGCUAAAUAAUCACUGUCCCAGGGGCGAGGACAUCGUCUCUAUCCUCAACUAUGUGAACAAUGAUGUAGCGCAGAAAGAGGGCUCAUCAUUACCUGGAGCAGCGAAGCAGAUGCCUGAAGUCAAGUUCACCCUGAGGAAGAAACUUGUGCUGUUGCCUCAGUGCAGCUAAAUCACCACAAAUCAGGGAGCAGGUUUCUUAAAAUGUUUUUUAUGUAUUUUUCCUCUUUUUUAUCAUUCCAAAUCUUUUAUUUUCAUAUCUCUUAAACUUGUAUUGAGUCAUUGCAUUUUAUUUGGAGGCUAUAAAAUUUAUAAAAAUAAAUCUCAGACUGUGACGAUAACUGUGAGUACAAGGUUUAGUUAAGGGGGGGUAUUCAAAGGCUGUAUUUAUAACAAUUCACAGCAGCUUUUAACAAGCUGAAGCUGUAAAUAGUUAAACCUGGUAACACGUCUACUAAAAAGUUUCGACUGAUUUAUUUUUAUAUAAUAUGUAAACAGGAAGUUUACUUAAAUAAAUGCAUUUGGAGCUUAUUUAGAUUAAAGGAGGAACGCUAUGCAAUAACUACACAGAAAUGAAAACCUGUUUGUUGCUGCAUAAAUUCACACAAAUGUAUAAAAAUAAAAAAUGAUGUGAACAUGAGGACGAACUAAAUAAGUCUUUGGUUUUUCUGUUUUGGUGAGUUCUCACUCCGAUCAUCUGGAUAUUAUUAUUGUAAUGUGCCUAUAGCUAUAAGAGUGAAAGCAGCUUGUAUGAAGCUUAGUUUGUGUUUUUUAUAUAAGGGGGCAGGUCUUGAUAAGUGUUACACUUCUACCUACUCCCUUUAUAGGAUUGAACAUGUUUAUUUACACCAUCAUGAGUUUGUGUUUGACUCCAGUCUCAUCGCUGGGUUUUUGUUUUGCACUUCAUUCU
Molecule: messenger RNA, 2007 nt
Organism: Archocentrus centrarchus (flier cichlid)
Lineage: Eukaryota; Metazoa; Chordata; Actinopteri; Cichliformes; Cichlidae
Product: caspase-8-like
Exons: 6
Coding region: 100-1269 (389 amino acids)
Biological process (GO): regulation of apoptotic process; proteolysis
Molecular function (GO): cysteine-type endopeptidase activity
Source: RefSeq, a predicted model, not a curated record